Molecule: messenger RNA, 2513 nt
Organism: Kogia breviceps (pygmy sperm whale)
Lineage: Eukaryota; Metazoa; Chordata; Mammalia; Artiodactyla; Physeteridae
Gene: OXCT1
Product: 3-oxoacid CoA-transferase 1
Biological process (GO): ketone body catabolic process
Cellular component (GO): mitochondrion
Molecular function (GO): succinyl-CoA:3-oxo-acid CoA-transferase activity
Source: RefSeq, a predicted model, not a curated record
GGCCCCGGAGGUCCUAGGACGUCACCGAAGCGCGAUCGAGCCUCCAGCCCGCCCCCUGCGCGCCUUCCUUUUCCUCCCGUUCGGUGACGCGGAGGCCCGGGCCGCGCCUGCUGACACACUCACACGCUCGCUUCGGCCCGGCCUGCGCCAAGCCCCCAGCCCAACCAUGGCGGCUUUCACACGCCUCUCCUCCCGCUUGUGGUUCUGUGCCUCCGCCCGCCGCCCCGGGGGCGUCUGGUCCAAGGGAUGUGUUUGCUACUUUUCAACCAGCACACGUCGCCAUACCAGAUUUUAUAUGGAUCCAGUGGAAGCGGUAAAAGACGUCCCUGAUGGUGCAACAGUGCUGGUUGGUGGUUUUGGGUUAUGUGGAAUUCCAGAGAAUCUUAUAGGAGCUUUGCUAAAGACUGGAGUAAAAGGACUAACUGCAGUCAGCAACAAUGCAGGGGUUGACAACUUUGGUUUGGGCCUUUUACUUCGAUCCAAGCAGAUAAAACGCAUGAUCUCUUCAUAUGUGGGUGAAAAUGCAGAAUUUGAACGACAGUAUUUAUCUGGUGAAUUAGAAGUAGAGCUGACACCUCAGGGCACGCUUGCAGAGAGGAUUCGUGCAGGUGGGGCUGGAGUUCCUGCGUUUUACACCAGCACAGGGUAUGGGACCCUGGUGCAAGAAGGAGGGUCACCAAUCAAAUACAACAAAGAUGGCAGCAUUGCCAUUGCCAGUAAGCCAAGAGAGGUGAGGGAGUUUAAUGGUCAACAUUUUAUUUUGGAGGAAGCAAUCACAGGGGAUUUCGCUUUGGUGAAAGCCUGGAAGGCAGACCGAGCAGGAAAUGUGAUUUUCAGGAAAAGUGCAAGGAAUUUCAACUUGCCGAUGUGCAAAGCUGCAGAAACCACAGUGGUGGAGGUUGAAGAAAUUGUGGAUAUUGGAUCAUUUGCCCCAGAAGACAUUCAUAUUCCUAAGAUUUAUGUACAUCGCCUUAUAAAGGGAGAAAAAUAUGAGAAAAGAAUUGAGCGUUUAUCAAUCCGGAAAGAGGAAGAUGUAAAAACCACAUCUGGUAAACCUGGAGAUAAUGUAAGGGAACGUAUCAUCAAGCGGGCAGCUCUUGAAUUUGAGGAUGGCAUGUAUGCUAAUUUGGGCAUAGGAAUACCACUUCUGGCCAGCAACUUUAUCAGCCCCAGUAUGACUGUCCAUCUGCAAAGUGAAAAUGGAGUCCUGGGUUUGGGUCCUUACCCAUUAGAAAAUGAAGUUGAUGCAGAUCUAAUCAAUGCAGGCAAGGAAACAGUUACUGUUCUUCCAGGAGCCUCUUAUUUCUCCAGCGAUGAAUCAUUUGCAAUGAUUAGAGGGGGACAUGUCAAUCUAACAAUGCUAGGAGCCAUGCAGGUUUCCAGAUAUGGUGACCUGGCUAACUGGAUGAUACCAGGGAAGAUGGUGAAAGGAAUGGGAGGGGCUAUGGAUCUAGUGUCCAGUGCCAAAACCAAAGUGGUGGUCACCAUGGAGCACUCUGCAAAGGGAAAUGCAUAUAAAAUCAUGGAGAAAUGUACAUUACCACUGACAGGAAAACAAUGUGUCAACCGCAUCAUUACUGAAAAGGCUGUAUUUGACGUGGACAACAAGAAAGGCCUGACUCUGAUUGAACUCUGGGAAGGCCUGACAGUGGAUGACAUAAAAAAGAGCACUGGGUGUGAUUUCACAGUUUCACCAAAACUCAUACCAAUGCAGCAGAUCGCAACUUGAAAUGUGGAGUAGACUUUUGUCCCAAGCUAUGUGUUUUUCAUUUUAAUCACAUAGGAUUUUAUUUAAAGGACAUCAGUAAUCAUAACUGUAUAUCUAACAAGCAGUUUUUGACUAGUUUUCUAUCAUCUUAAUGCUUUAUACAGCCAUGUAGACUCUGUUCUCUCAAGUGUACUGUGACAUUUUAAUGAAAAAGAAUAAAAAUAUGAUUAUCUUAUUUGCUUUAUAAGUGCUGAGAAGGUCAUAUUUACAGUUGGUGCUCACAUUGGGUUUAUCUCCAUCUUCUGUGAUGUGUACAUUAAAUUGUGUGCAGUAUGUACCAAGAUGGGCCCUUACUUAGGAAGAGUUUCAUUGAUAUACUUUCCCUCCUAACUAAAUCAUGACACGUAGAAAAAAAAGAAUGAGGGAGAAAAUGAACUCUACCCAGAGUAUACCCAGGGGAGCAUCGUACUAGUCCUGAAAGAUAACAUUUGUGUGAAUUUUAAUCAGGAGAAGUGCUGUCUUAAGGAUUAUGAUUUUCCUUCGGCCUCCUCUGUGUUUUUUUUUGGAGCCACUGAUUUUGUGAUUACAUCUUGUUUCCCUAGAGCAUCCCUUCUCCCACACCUCCUAACCCCCCCACUUUUUGUAACUAAGUGGAUGCCCAAGAAUGCAAACAGGAACAUCUCUGUGUGGAAGAAGUAACCUGGUUUGUGGGAGAGACCGAAGGGUAUAGGGUCUAUUGGUGCUGACAUCCAACCAGGAAGUUGCCUUUAUAAGCAAACCAAAUAACCAUCGGUGCUUUGCCAAA